CAAUUAAAUAUAAAUAUGCCGAUUGUUAGUAUCAGAAAUCAGAAUUAACAGUGCAUUUGUUUUAAGCAGUUUAAGGAAUUGCAAAGUACAAUAAUCAAAAUGAACCAAUUGGUAAUUUUAACUGUAGUUGCUUUCAUCGCUUGUGCUUAUGGCCAAGCUGCCCAAUAUCCAGCAGGUUUAAAUCCAGCUUUAUGCCCAGGCUAUCCAAACUGUGACAAUGCAUUGUUAGCUUUAUAUUCAACUGGAGCUAUUCCCGCUCCACCACUCCAAGCUCCAGCUGCAAGAUAUCCAGCCGGUGUACCAGCAGCAGCUUGUCCAAAUUAUCCAUACUGUAAUGUAGGAGCUCCAGAAAGUGCUUUACCACUCCCAGGUUUUACUCAACGAUUAUACCCAGCAGGAGUACCAGCAGCAGCUUGCCCCAACUAUCCAUUAUGUUAAAUUUGUUAAGACUGCUAUUUGUUUAGACACCGAUUAAUUGUUUUGCACUAGUUUCCAAUGUUAUUCAGUUUUUAUUAAUUUGUUA
This is a messenger RNA of Chrysoperla carnea, 523 nucleotides long. Its product is annotated as cuticle protein 1. The record is from RefSeq and is a predicted model, not a curated record. The transcript has 3 exons. The coding region runs from base 100 to 438 and encodes 112 amino acids. Gene Ontology annotation, molecular function: structural constituent of cuticle. Lineage: Eukaryota; Metazoa; Arthropoda; Insecta; Neuroptera; Chrysopidae.